This is a messenger RNA of Penicillium samsonianum, 690 nucleotides long. RefSeq lists its product as uncharacterized. The coding region runs from base 1 to 690 and encodes 229 amino acids. The transcript is spliced from 3 exons. The record is from RefSeq and is a predicted model, not a curated record. Lineage: Eukaryota; Fungi; Ascomycota; Eurotiomycetes; Eurotiales; Aspergillaceae.
AUGGAUGAUCUACCCUUCCGGAACUGGUGUCUAAGUUGCCUUCAUAUUAGUAUCACGAAAUAUGACCCUCAGCAAAACAAGCCAUUUCAAAUCGACUGCGCUGCGAGCGAAGACGAUAAGGACCCCUCUUGUGGGCAGUGUUAUGAUCGAAACAUUACCUGUGAGUCGCCCUCCAUGGGAAUGCUAGGUGAUGUCUACCACUUGUGCGCGAUUCUGGAGUGGGCUGGUAAGUUUUGGUCUCGCGAUGAAGACUUGUACUGGAAUUCGGCAUUUCGCCUUGCUGUUUGUGAGGCCACCAAAGAACUCUGCCUCGCGUUUAAGCAUGCUGAAAUGAGCCACCGCCGCUACCAUAUGUUGAGCGGCAUUGAUUGGGACGAUACAAGCAAAGCGCAGGAUGCCGAUAUCGAUAACUACCGAAGAUUCCUUGCUAAACGUCGCGCCUCGCUACGUGCUUUGCCACUCCCCACUACCGGCAUCAAAAAUCGUCAGGACUGGAUUACUUACAACCCGGAGAGACUGUUGCGCCUCUGCAGAGGAGACUCUGGCUUUUUGGGGUGGUCGGAGGCAAAGACAGAAUUUCUUGAUCGCAUUCAGCGGGCAUCUAUUUCAAUCUACGGUGGUGAGGGAUCUACCGUCGGGAAGCAAAGACUGGCUUUUAUUGAGGACUUCUUCCCCGCGAAUCUGCAGUAG